AUGCCUCCAUCCUCAGUUGACCUUUCUCCCGGAAGCCCUGGCAUUAUCCCCAUCAUCACACAAUACGCUCAUCCCCCAUCGACCAUGGCAGACCUGCGUCAGACCGAGAGCCCUAUUCAGCGCGAGGCCGAUGAUGAUUCUGGUCCUGAUACGGAUCAGGAAAACACUGUUAUUCGAGAUGAACCCAGUGAUAUGGAACUUCGCCAGAUUUUGAAGGAGCAGAAGGUGGGAAAGUUUGACUUCGACCGCGACUUCGGCAUCAUCAAGAACGAGGACGACUUCAAACAGCGGCUUCGGGAGUGGGAGACGAUGGAUGAUAAGCCCACGGAGGAUGACGAGCCCGAGCGUCGAUCCGACUUUCCGCUCGAUUUUGAGAUCCAGAGACACUACGUACGAAGAGUUGGAAAGGCGAUACUCAACAUGGAUGGUGCCACCGACAAGACAAUCAAGGAUCGAAAGCGGACCAGCAAGUCCCAGAAGCCGAGCACCAAGUACCAGGCGGAUGUUCCAGCUGACGAGGAACCUGGAGAGAAGAACUCUGUCGCUGUCACCUUUCUGAGCGGACUGAAGUCAGUCGAGGUUGAGCUGGUGAGCUGGAAGAUCGUGACCUUCUCCCGUGAUGCGCAGGAAGAUCGACUGUCGCGGGGUACAUAUGGCUCCCAGAAGACCAAAAUCAUGCAUUUUGACUCCUGGACCGAGCGGAUUGAGUUCAUCAUUCACUGUUUGGAGACAACGAAGACCAUCGCCCGCUCGAUCAUUCGAGAGGGAGACCUCAGUAUGAAGGACUUCGUCGCCUCGCCAAAGACAAAAAUGGACACCGCCAAUCGGAACAGGACGAUCAACUGUCAGAGGGCCGAGGAAAAAGAUGCCGCAAAUAAAGCAAAGGGCGCUGCUCUGAGAGAAGAGAAGCGCCAGUCCCACUCGCCCAUCGGAACACAAAACAUCCUGGCCACCACUGGCAGCCCUCAGGAUGAAAGCACACCCAAUCCUCUCGAGUCGUCCCGUACUCGACACGGCAGAGAUGGACAGGUCGAUGUGGGAUCCGGCUCUUCAACUGCAGAGAUGCAAAAGGAGCCCUCUGCGAUUCCCAGAGAGUCCCCGAUGGGAGGACGCAAGACACCGUCGGCUGCCUCCAACAACGGAUUCAGAGGCCCUCUGACUUCCAUGGGAGAGGGAGGCAAGCAGCCCACGGGUUUGUUGGUCCCUAGCCUCGUGAAGAUACCGAGCCAAGGUGGUCGAUUAGGUGCUGGCGACAAGGGCUUCCUGCAUGUGGCUCAGCCGGGCUCAGACAACUGUAACACAUCUACCACCACUCAGAACGGUCCAUCGACCCAGAACUUUCCUACCCCAACUGAUGCUUCACGGACUACGGCCUCAGAUCCGACUUCAAUCAACGCCGGAAGUAAUCGCACGGCAGCCUGGUCUCCGAGCCUCGAUCCUAUCCUUCAGCGAGCUAUCAUCAAAUGCCGCACCCGGGCCAAGCAACAGCCCGGUUCCAGCACGUCCAACGAGUUCACCUCCGAGUCGGUGAUUAAUGAGUCCCCGCCUCCCACGCUCCCUUCGCGACCUUCAUCAGGGGACAACACGGGUCCCGGCCAGAGCUCCCGUGGCCCUACCACACGCCUUUCGGCAGUUACGAGCUCGCCGCCUUCUGCUCGGAAGCCUCUGCCAUCUUCUGCUAGGAGGCCUCUGCCGUCUUCUGCCACUCAGCGUCCACAGACAUCCGGCUUUCCGUCAUUUCCCGGCGGUGCGUCCUUCCAGGGUGGCAUCUCCGGUGGCCCCAGCAUUCAACCUUCGGCCAAGAAGCGGCCGCACUCUUCAUCUCAGCUUCCGGAGGACUAUGGCCCCGGCAACCGCAGCGCCAACGCCACCAUGACUCAGAAGAGACAGAAGCGGUACCCAACCAAGGCUGGUAGUGAUCUCAACGCCUACGACAUCGAGCAAGAAGAGUACGACGAUGAUGACGAGGAGGAGGAGGAGGAGGAGUGA
This is a messenger RNA of Diaporthe citri, 1989 nucleotides long. RefSeq lists its product as uncharacterized. Lineage: Eukaryota; Fungi; Ascomycota; Sordariomycetes; Diaporthales; Diaporthaceae. Bases 1 to 1989 code for a protein of 662 amino acids. The transcript is spliced from 3 exons. The record is from RefSeq and is a predicted model, not a curated record.